AAGAAGAAGAAGCAGCACAGCAGCAGCAGCAGCAGCGGCAGCAGUACCAGGAGAAGAAGAAGAAUGAAGAUAAUGCUAAACGGAAAAUAGAGGGGACGGAGUACUGUUUGGUGAACGUGAAAUUAACGCAUUUACCUCGAAAUAUUGCCAUUGAAUAUAGCUGCAUUACAUUCGCUAAACUAUGACAGAGCCUCAAUCAGCGCUGUUACUCAGGAGACAGCUUGCAGAGCUGAACAAAAACCCAGUGGAGGGAUUUUCAGCAGGUCUGAUCGAGGAUAAUGAUCUCUACAGAUGGGAAGUCCUUAUCAUUGGGCCUCCAGACACACUGUAUGAAGGUGGUGUGUUUAAAGCUCAUCUGACAUUUCCCAAAGAUUACCCUCUCAGGCCACCUAAAAUGAAAUUUAUCACAGAUAUUUGGCACCCUAAUGUUGACAAGAAUGGAGAUGUAUGUAUUUCUAUUUUGCACGAGCCUGGGGAGGACAAGUAUGGCUAUGAGAAACCAGAGGAGCGCUGGCUGCCUAUCCACACAGUGGAAACUAUCAUGAUUAGUGUUAUCUCUAUGCUGGCAGACCCAAAUGGUGACUCACCAGCCAAUGUGGAUGCUGCAAAAGAGUGGAGGGAGGACAGACACGGAGCAUUUAAAAGGAAAGUUGCCCGUUGUGUACGAAAAAGCCAAGAGACUGCGUUUGAGUGAUAUUUAGCAAGGAUCUAGCUUCAUGUUUUCAGGGUCUCCAAUUGAAAAUCAACAUGGCACUGUUUCCUGCACUCUUCCACCCGCCAGGCUUGUCCUUUAUUUUGGCAGGAACAGACUGGCUACUGUAGGCUGCAAUAGAACAUAACAGUGACUACCAAGGCUGACAGAAAACCGCCAAGCAAGUGCCAACUCAAAAAAAAAACAAAACAAACAAACCCAGAAGAUGAUAAAACAUUUUUCAAGUCUAUGAACUGCUUCAACAUUCAGGAAGAUAUUGUAAAGACAUGUAUAUAGCACAGACUUAACCGGAUAAUAUAUAAGCACCCUUUCCAUCCAUCAAGACACUUAGACCAAAUGGAUAGCGCUGGUACUGAUAGAUUUAUUUUUUGUCCACCUUCCCUCUCUCAACUCCAGCAUGUAUUAGUUCUCUUCAGAUUGUUUUAUCAGGAUGUCUUAAAUAGAGAGAAUUGCGAUGCUGUUGGAGGAAUGUCACCUAAGAAGAGCUUGAUUGAUUCAAGUGAGACACGAAUGAUGUGACUGAUGAAGGGUUUUUCCAUAUUAGAAUACAAAGCUGUUCUCAUGGGUUCUUUAACACUCUCAGAACUCAACAUCGUACCUGAAUGAUUUUGUUUUUCUUCAACUGUUGUAAGUCUUACCAUCCUGCUCAGUUGACACGAGAAAAGCAACAUACCCCUUAAUUUUUGUGCAUGCUAAAUUUUGUUUAUCUUUUUUCAAAAGUGCCUCCUAAUAAAAUGCUUGGCCACUUCACCCUGCAUUGAACAAGUGUUUUAAAACGUUGAGAAAAGAUGGAGAAAUUGUGUACCACCUAUGUAUGAAUUUACUUAAUAGCCAGUACACAGGGAAUCUGUAUCAUUAGAUAAUUGGUAACAAUUUGGUAUAGCAAUAACUCCCAUAGUAUGAAGUGUACACGUUAAUUUUUGAUAUCCUGAUACAGUUUGAGGUCCUAUUCUCCAGUAUUCUGUUAUUUUAGCAGCCUCUCUUUUCCUCGUCUGUGUUGUCCUCGGUAGGAAUUGUUAUGCAUGCUUUAUCCUCCUUUUUAUUUGGUUUGUUUUUGCUGAAUGUUUCUGGGAUUAUGUUUGAGUGUUUGUGUAUACAGUAUGUGUGCCCAUUUUGUUUUGUCACGCUCUGCCCUGAUCCACAAUCUCAUGAUUAUUCUGCUCACUGAACUAUUGCAGUUUUGCCUAAUGUACAAAGACAAAAUACUGAUGUAUAUUUUUCAUGUUAUGAAACCUGUUACCUGUAGUGAGUUCUUCUAAAAUAUGACUUUUUUUCAAUA
Molecule: messenger RNA, 1991 nt
Organism: Seriola aureovittata
Lineage: Eukaryota; Metazoa; Chordata; Actinopteri; Carangiformes; Carangidae
Gene: ube2g1a
Product: ubiquitin-conjugating enzyme E2G 1a (UBC7 homolog, yeast)
Exons: 6
Coding region: 182-694 (170 amino acids)
Biological process (GO): proteasome-mediated ubiquitin-dependent protein catabolic process; protein polyubiquitination
Molecular function (GO): ubiquitin conjugating enzyme activity
Source: RefSeq, a predicted model, not a curated record